This is a messenger RNA of Grammomys surdaster, 586 nucleotides long. RefSeq names its product platelet factor 4. The record is from RefSeq and is a predicted model, not a curated record. The transcript is spliced from 3 exons. Bases 143 to 460 code for a protein of 105 amino acids. Gene Ontology annotation, cellular component: extracellular region. Gene Ontology annotation, molecular function: CXCR chemokine receptor binding; chemokine activity. Gene Ontology annotation, biological process: cellular response to lipopolysaccharide; chemokine-mediated signaling pathway; inflammatory response. Lineage: Eukaryota; Metazoa; Chordata; Mammalia; Rodentia; Muridae.
UGUAUCCUGGGUUUCCGGACUGGGCUGGCAGUGAAGAUAAAAACUGCCUGGAAGGUUCCAGGAGCCACUGGCCUGAGCUUAAAGCCCCAGACUCCAGUUACCCCGAGGUAGUUGUCCUUGGAUCCAGUGGCACCCUCUUGACAUGAGCGCUGCUGUGAUGUUUAGAAGCCUCCGGCCUAGCCCUGAGUUGCUGCUUCUGGUCCUGUUGUUUCUGCCAGCUGUGGUUGCUGUCACCAGCGCUAGUCCUGAAGAAAGCGAUGGCGAUCUUAGUUGUGUGUGUGUGAAGACCAUCUCCUCUGGGAUCCAUCCCAAGCACAUCACCAGCCUGGAGGUGAUCAAGGCAGGACGCCACUGUGCGGUUCCCCAGCUCCUAGCCACCCUGAAGAAUGGGAGGAAAGUUUGCCUGGACCGGCAAGCACCCCUAUAUAAGAAAGUAAUCAGGAAAAUCCUGGAGAGUUAGGUACCAGCUGCCUUAAAUGUGCAAUGUGUUACAUGGGAUUUUUGGAAUCUUGUUGACUUUUAAUGUAACUGCAGUCUUCCGAUGUUUAUAUUAUCCUUUGAGAUUUAAAUAAAUGCAUUGAACCAA